This is a messenger RNA of Oreochromis aureus, 2426 nucleotides long. RefSeq names its product MAP kinase-activated protein kinase 2-like. The record is from RefSeq and is a predicted model, not a curated record. Gene Ontology annotation, molecular function: calmodulin binding; mitogen-activated protein kinase binding; ATP binding. Gene Ontology annotation, cellular component: cytoplasm; nucleus. The transcript is spliced from 10 exons. Bases 880 to 1968 code for a protein of 362 amino acids. Gene Ontology annotation, biological process: peptidyl-serine phosphorylation; toll-like receptor signaling pathway; response to cytokine. Lineage: Eukaryota; Metazoa; Chordata; Actinopteri; Cichliformes; Cichlidae.
CGCUUUAUUUUGUUGUUGUCGCUGGAAAGAAAGAGAACAGCCAUCAAUUAUUCAUCUCCCCACAGUUGCUGUGGUCUGCACCGUGUAAUGGUGACUGGAAAUCUGUGCAAACAUCCUAAUGUCGUUUUAUCUUCAGGAUUUAAUGGAAACUUCAAAUUUCUUUGAAUGAUAUAUCAUAUGAUACACAUGAACCAGGGAUGGAUGGAGGAGUAACCUGAAGCAGAUUUGCUUUUUGAACUACCCAGACAGUAGUUGUGUCUCACACGCUGUUGUAUGCUGUCUGGGAUGCUGCUGCACAGUUUUUACUGUGUUGUGAUGUUGUUAUGUGGACAAAGAGCUUCUCUGUUAAAACUUUGUACCCGUGUCUCUGACAUAUAAAAAGGAAAAAAAAAAAAUCCCGCAUUUUUCCCUCAUCCACGCAGAAAUGUUGAGCCCACAAAAGCUUAUGUGUUGGGAGAAAUGCAACUCUAAAGCUACUUUCAGCUGCUCUCUUAUUCACAAGGCUGUCGCCAGAUUGGGUUGCUCCUCAUGUUUGAUUUGGCAGGUUUUCACGUCGGAUGUCAUUCCUGAUGCAACUCCCAAGGAACUGGUGUUAAUUAAAUAAACAGCUGGCUAUGGGAUUGCAGGAAAGCCUUAUGGAAUUAGGCAGGAAGGGCAAUCACUCCAGUUCCUCCACGUCUUUUCUUUGGAGGUGAUGAAAUAAGUGGUAUUGUGUGAGUGGCGAUGUAUGUUGAUGUGAUAUCUUCCUCCUUCAGCACUCAGCUUGCAUUGUCACAGCUGUUGGGAUUUGGUCUGGCGUGUACAUGUAAUGGAAAAACAGGAUACCCUCCUCAGCCCCUCUCUCUCUCUCUUGCAGUGGUGUACCUUUAAAGAUACAGCAUGUGUGCUGAGUGCGGCUUUAAAAUCCUGACUUUUAUUGCUCCUUCUGGAAUAACUGCUCAGCAAACAGCAAUUCUCUACGACACUCCCAAAGCCCGACGGGAGGUCGAGCUGCACUGGCGAGCGUCCGGAGGUCCCCACAUCGUACGGAUACUCAGCCUCUAUGAGAACAUACACCAUGGGAAGAAAUGUCUCCUCAUUGUUAUGGAAUGCAUGGAGGGAGGGGAACUGUUCAGUCGCAUUCAGGCCAGAGGGGACCAGGCUUUCACAGAGAGAGAGGUGUCGGAGAUCAUGCAUGACAUUGGCAUGGCCAUAGAAUACCUCCACCACAUGGACAUUGCUCACAGAGAUGUAAAGCCUGAAAACUUGCUCUACACAACUAAAGAGAGCAACGCUACUCUAAAGCUGACUGACUUUGGCUUUGCUAAGGAGAUGACGCUGCACAACUCCCUGCAAACUCCGUGUUACACUCCGUAUUAUGUUGCGCCAGAAGUGCUUGGGCCAGAGAAAUACGACAAAUCAUGUGACAUGUGGUCUUUGGGUGUAAUCAUGUACAUCCUACUCUGUGGGUUUCCUCCAUUCUACUCAAACACAAGCCAGGCCAUCUCUCCAGGCAUGAAACAGAGGAUCAGGUUGGGCCAAUAUGAGUUUCCGAACCCAGAGUGGGCAGACGUUUCUGAGGAAGCCAAACAGCUCAUCAUUCAGUUACUGAAGACAGACCCCAGCGAGAGGAUGACGAUUGGACAGUUCAUGAACCAUCCUUGGAUUAGUCAAUCCAUGGUGGUCCCUCAAACACCUUUGUACACCUCUCAGGUUUUGACAGAGGACAAGGAACUAUGGGAAGAUGUAAAGGAGGAAAUGACCAGUGCCCUGGCCACGAUGCGCGUCGACUACGACCAGGUGAAGAUCAAAGACUUGGAUACAUCCAACAACCCUCUGCUGAAGAGACGCAAGAGGCCCGUUCCUCCGGGAGCUGACGGCGUAGAGGAAGCUGACAGAGGGGAUGGAGAUGGAUCAGGAGUGUGUAACAGUCAGAGAGAAGUAUUGUUUUCUGAAGAACAUGGUAACAUGAUCACGGAAGAAAAGUAGCAUUAAAACCAGAGUAGCAACAUUUUCCAUCCACAUAUCAAUUGUUGUAUUUUACUCGUUCUUUGUGUUCCUGCACUCACUUUAAAGAAUCCCAUUUAUUUUUAACUCUUACUACUUAAAGUGAAAUAAAAUGUUGUUUUUUAUCUUUUACAUUGGUGUCCUGUCACAUUUUACAUGGCAGCUCAUUUUAUACAGAUCUCGAAGAUACUUGGAAACUUUCAAUUUAUUCUGAUUGUGAGUAAAACAAGAAAAAGUAUUAAGCUCAGAGACUUUGUAUAAGCAUUAGGAACUGAUUUUCCUCGCUGUAACCAAUGAAAGACGAUAUAUGGAAGCCAUAAAAGAUAGUUAGGCAAGAUAACAUACAACUAGUAAUUCCUCUUUACAAGUCACUACUCUUUACGUGGUUAUGUCACUGUGCUGUCAAGGGACUAAUAAACCUUGCGAUAUGAAGGUGUUAA